Messenger RNA from Erinaceus europaeus (western European hedgehog), 828 nucleotides. RefSeq names its product NME/NM23 family member 5 (gene NME5). The record is from RefSeq and is a predicted model, not a curated record. Lineage: Eukaryota; Metazoa; Chordata; Mammalia; Eulipotyphla; Erinaceidae. The transcript is spliced from 6 exons. Gene Ontology annotation, molecular function: nucleoside diphosphate kinase activity. Gene Ontology annotation, biological process: CTP biosynthetic process; GTP biosynthetic process; negative regulation of oxidative stress-induced intrinsic apoptotic signaling pathway. Bases 174 to 809 code for a protein of 211 amino acids.
CUAGAGUUGCGGUGAGUGUCAAGAUGAGGGUGGUCAUAAGAAUCUGCUGUUCCUUCUAGGGAGGCCUAAGGGACCUAGGAGUCCUGCUUUCCAACCAGGCCUGAUUCUGCUCAUCAUAAUCCCUUCAAGUUGAUACCUAUCAAGAAACUUUAGUUGUUUUCCGAAAAGUCAGAAUGGAGAUGUCAAUGCCCCCACCUCAAAUAUAUGUAGAAAAAACUCUGGCCAUUAUCAAACCAGAUAUUGUUGACAAAGAGGAGGAGAUACGAGAUAUUAUUCUCAGAUCUGGAUUCACCAUUGUUCAGAGAAGAAAACUACAUCUUAGCCCUGAGCACUGUAGUAACUUCUAUGUGGAACAAUAUGGGAAAAUGUUUUUCCCCAAUCUAACUGCUUACAUGAGUUCUGGACCACUUGUUGCUAUGAUAUUAGCUAGACAUAAAGCCAUCUCCUACUGGAAAGAACUUUUGGGACCAAGUAACAGCACAAUAGCUAAGGAGACACACCCAGACAGUCUGCGGGCAAUUUAUGGCACAGAUGACCUAAGAAAUGCACUUCAUGGAAGUAAGGACUUUGCUGCAGCAGAAAGAGAAAUUCGAUUCAUGUUUCCUGAAGUGAUUGUUGAGCCCAUUCCAGCUGGACAAGCUGCUAAGGAUUAUUUAAAUUUAUAUGUAAUACCAAUUCUACUUAAAGGACUCACAGAACUUUGUAAGCAAAAGCCAGCAGAUCCUUUGAUGUGGCUAGCUGACUGGUUGCUGAGAAAUAACCCCAAUAAACCUAAACUUUGUUACCAUUCAAUUACAGAAGAACCUUAAUAAAGUCCUCCUGACUAUG